Molecule: messenger RNA, 1020 nt
Organism: Protopolystoma xenopodis
Lineage: Eukaryota; Metazoa; Platyhelminthes; Monogenea; Polystomatidea; Polystomatidae
Source: the annotation of a GenBank genome assembly
GUUAUUGAGCCAACCAUACCCAACAGUUCAACAACAGGGCUCUUCUCCACCGACACAUCUCAACACAUUGAAUCUGAGAGCUCUGAUUCAUCCUUCGCAUCGUCACAGUUUGCUAAGACUACUAUUUUUGCAACCUUUUCUCCAAGUGAAGAUAUUUUUGAAUCAUCUAGCCCGUUUCUCUCAUCAACAGAGCUCUCUUUCACCGAUACAUCGCAAAGUGGUGCUCAUGCGUCGCCACAACUUGAUACAACCUUCUUACCCUCAGUUCAAAUUGAAAAGAUCCCUGGAUCGUUAAGUUCUAUCCAUCCAACAGCUGAACUCUUAUCUUCAAGUGCACCUUCUGAGGACGUAAUUAUUCGCUUUUUUGAUGAUGAUGAUCUAUAUUCCAAAUCAACACAUCCUUCAUCUGACAGGCCAGAUAUUACCUCAAACAGGAAGUAUAUCACAAGCACUACUGACGGCCAGGUAGAUUCUCCACUUACUACUACCACUUCUAUCUUAUCUGAACAUCUCAAUUCUGUUCAAAGUCGAAUACCUACAUAUGAUUCAACAUUAGUCGAACCAAUCUACGACUCGUCAGGCCUUAUCACUGCAAACACGAUUGAUUCAAAAUACCUACUUUCCACAGUUGGAUCUCAUACUGUCUCCACUAACACAGAAACGUCCUUUUUUACCGAAUUUUCCGAAUCGAUCUUGAUAACUACCACCUCCCAGGACUCUUCUUUUUCUUCCCCAACUGAUGUCUCUGCGUUCUUAUCGGAAUCACCAGAUGAAGAUACACAUCAUGACGAUGAAAUAAGACAGACUUACCAACGAACAUUUAUCCCUAGCAUACACACCAGUACCCAAGCAAAUGAUCUGACAGACCUUGCUACUACACACUCCGAAAAUGCAGCCAUUGAAACAUCUAAGGAAUUAGCUCCCAACAACGACAUGUCGCUCUUUGAUUGGCUCUGGAUUAAAUCAAAAGCAGCCUUAAAAAAAAGGCGUAAAAGGCCCUCAAAUCCUACUACGGUUCCU